GGAGGAGCUAGCUGGCUAGCUAGUAGCCGACAGAGACGCCAUUAGUCAGGCGGAAAAGAGGCAGCCGCGUCAGGUAGAAAGGGGAAGUAGGUUGCCGUUUCGGACCCAGUUCCCGUGCACCUGUUGGUCAAUAUCGAUUAAAGUCGUAUUCGUUUAUCCCGUCGAGGGGUUGUCUCCUGAUUUGAAGUUCCUUUUAAAAAAAAGUCGUAAGUGGAUGUGAGCUACGCAGGACUUCAGUUAGCAUUAGCCGCACUAGCUUGAUAACGCUUGUUUUGAUAGAGAAACAAGAUCAAAGAAACAGCGCCCGAGGACUUCUGUACGGAGACUCCUGCCAUGGCGGCCGGGGGGACGGGCGGCAGAACCUACUCCUUCAAGGUGGUUUUACUCGGGGAAGGCUGCGUGGGAAAGACGUCGCUGGUGCUGCGGUACUGCGAGAACAAAUUCAACGACAAACACAUCACUACUCUACAGGCGUCGUUCCUCACAAAGAAGCUCAACAUCACAGGAAAGAGAGUAAACUUGGCCAUCUGGGACACUGCGGGUCAGGAGCGUUUUCACGCUUUAGGUCCGAUCUACUACAGAGACUCAAACGGAGCAGUACUAGUGUACGACAUCACGGACGAGGACUCCUUUCAGAAGGUGAAGAGCUGGGUGAAGGAGUUGAGGAAAAUGUUGGGGAAUGACAUUUGUUUGUGUAUAGUAGGUAAUAAAAUAGAUUUGGACAAAGAACGACACGUUUCAGUGGAGGAGGCCGAGAGUUACGCAGAGUCCGUCGGAGCCAAACAUUACCACUCGUCAGCCAAGUUAAAUAAAGGAAUCGAGGAGCUUUUCCUGGAUCUCUGUAAACGGAUGAUGGAGACGGCUCAGGCCGAGGAGAGGUUGAAGGGCAACGGAGCCAGCCAAUCGGCAUCGAGUAGGCGGGGCGUACAGAUCGUGGACGACGAACCACAGGCCAUGCCCGCUGGAGGAUGCUGCUCCUCUGGCUAACACACACACACACACACACACACACACACCUCAGACACAAUAUUCACACUCAUUUGAGUCUCUGUUGCUUUAAGAUCCUAAAAAAAAAUAUUAAUCCGAGCUGUUCUUUCUCUGUGUUUUAUUCGUCUCUGCUGCUAAGGAGCAUGGGAAGUUUUAUUUAAAACGGUUCAACCGCUUUUCCCCUUCAAAAUAAAAGCUACUCGUGAUCAAAUCUGAGCGGAAUAAAUUUGACUUUCAGACUUGAAGCACCAGAGCUGUUUGUGUGUUCAAUAAAAUAUCUGACGUGAACUUUA
Pungitius pungitius (ninespine stickleback) is the source of this 1280-nucleotide messenger RNA. It is a transcript of the gene rab21, whose product is annotated as RAB21, member RAS oncogene family. Bases 334 to 987 code for a protein of 217 amino acids. The transcript is spliced from 7 exons. Gene Ontology annotation, cellular component: endosome; Golgi apparatus. The record is from RefSeq and is a predicted model, not a curated record. Gene Ontology annotation, biological process: Rab protein signal transduction. Lineage: Eukaryota; Metazoa; Chordata; Actinopteri; Perciformes; Gasterosteidae. Gene Ontology annotation, molecular function: GTP binding; GTPase activity.